CAACUUAAGCAUUAUACAAACAACCAAACUGUUUGCAAUUCUUAGAAAAUUGUGAAAAAUAAGUACACCACUGUAUUGCUGUCUCGUACUGUUUAUACUGUAUAUACUCUUUAUGCCAAUCAGGUUCAUUGUUGAAAAGGUGAAAAUGUGCACCAUAUCACUGAGGGGUUGCAUGUGUUAUCAAUGUGCCAGGACACUUUAUCAUAACUGCUAACCAGGAUCAGGUUUCUUUGUGUUCUGCACUUCAAGUGUCGUCUCAAGCUGUAGUUCCACAUUGUCCACAUUCACAUGCAGACCAACACAAAUCCGGCGAGGCAGAGGAAGAAGAACAUCAACAUAAAUGGAGAAUUUCGCUCUCAGAAGGAAGAAAAACCACCAGUUCCUUUCCAGAAGGAAAACAAAAAUAAGAAGAGAAUGGCUAUUAGUAAGCUCCUUAUCAACAUCUCCAUUGGGUUGUGCAUUUUUAGCCUCGUCUGGUUCUUCUACGCCCUGUACAUGCGCUCUGCCUUGUCUAGGAGAGCUGUGACACUUCAUCCUUCACCCCGGCUCUUAGAUGCCAAAAGCACCUCUGCAGCUGUGUCUCCUGAGAGGUUCUGGGGCUCGUAUCGACCACACAUUUAUUUUGGCAUGAAAACAAGAAGUCCUAGGUCUGUUGUUACAGGCUUGAUGUGGAUGAGUCAAAUCUCACAGAGUGAUGUGAACCUGAGGCACACGUGUGAGCAGGGGGAUGGAUUGAGCUCCUAUGGCUGGCUGAUCCAUGAUGGGGUCAACUUUGGGAUGCAGCAGAUCCAGGACACUGAUUUCACCCUGACAACAACCUUUGUGAAACGGAUGGGAGGGAAACAUGGUGGGGACUGGACCUGGAGAAUCACAGGCAAACAGAGCAACACAGCCUCUGAAGCUCCCAUCAUCUCGCUGAUGUUCUAUGUUGCUACUGAUACCCAGGGUUAUCUGCAACCUCACAUAGAGGAUAAGACCCAUCUGAGCCAUGUUACAGGCACUUCAGAGGAACUGGGUGACUUCAAAAUCACUUUCAACAAACCUACCAGUGAAGACACAGCUACAGAUAAAUAUGCAAGCUAUAAUUACUUGCAGACACUAAGCCCUGGUCUGGACCAACUAACAGACAUAGUGAAGAACAGCCUGAGUCACAGAUUUGUUUUCAGCCCAUCAACUGCAGAGAAGAGGUCAUACAUUGCUGUGGAUACCUACACACCUCCUCCACAAAAAGACAACCGCAUCCAGGGUGACUUUGUGGUGCACCAGGUUACUGUCCAAGUCCCCUUCCAGAUUGAGGUUUUGUUUGAGUCUGGAAGUUUUCAUGACCGGCCCAACCAGCUGAAGGGCUCAGUGCUGACUGAGGAGCUUACGAGGCUGGAAUUGUCCUACAGUGAGAAGUUCGAGGAGGCAUUCAGACUUCAGGCUAAAGAGUUUACUCCAGAUCAGGUGAGGUUUGGCAAAGCUGCUUUAAGCAACAUGCUUGGUGGUAUGGGCUACUUCUUUGGACAGUCCAUGGUGCAGUCAAAUUAUGAUGAGCACCCCAUUUUUUACCCUGAGGCUGCCUUGUUCACUGCAGUGCCCUCCCGCUCCUUCUUCCCAAGGGGUUUCCUGUGGGAUGAAGGCUUCCACCAGCUUCUCAUCAGUAAGUGGGACCCUCAAGUGACACGUGAGGCUGUUGCUCACUGGCUGGAUUUGAUGAACAUGGAAGGCUGGAUCCCACGUGAGCAGAUCCUCGGUGAUGAGGCACUCAGCAUGGUCCCUUCACAGUUUGUGGUGCAGCACACUGAAAAUGCAAACCCACCUGCAUUCUUUCUUGUCCUGGAGGAGAUUCUGGAACAGCUUGAGACACAUCCAGAUGCACCACAAUUGCAAGAUACUCUACCUUUCCUAAGAAGAUUGUACCCCCGACUGCAGACAUGGUUCGACUGGUAUAACACCACUCAAGCCGGACCCUUGCCCAACUCCUACCGUUGGCGUGGUAGAGACAAGGACACCAACCACUUCCUCAACCCUAAGACCUUGACUUCCGGGCUGGAAGACUACCCUCGUGCAUCACACCCUUCUGAAGAUGAAAGGCAUGUGGAUUUGUACUGUUGGAUGGUGCUUGCAUCCCGGAUCAUGACAAGCAUAGCACAGCUGCUUGGGGAACCCCAUCAGAAGUAUGAGCACACCUACCAGACCCUCAGCAACAACAGCCUUCUGAGUGAGUUUCACUGGUCCAAGAGAUUUCAGGCCUUCUGUGACUAUGGUAACCACACUCAGGAUGUGUUCUUGCAGCAAGAAAAGGUUUUUGUGCCUGCCGAACAGAUGAAUCAUGAGUUACCUGCAAAACGCCUGGUGCGAUUAGUGCACAAAGCCCCUAAGCUUCAAUAUGUGAAUGCACUUGGCUACGUUAGUCUGUUUCCAUUCUUGCUUCAGGUCCUGACACCCGACUCUCAAAAAUUAGAGUACAUUCUGAAAGACAUUCGGGAUCCUGCUCGCUUGUGGACACCCUAUGGCUUGCGCUCACUUUCACAUUCAGAUCCAAUGUAUAUGAGACGCAACACAGAGCAUGAUGCCCCCUACUGGCGUGGUGCUAUAAGGAUGAACAUCAACUACCUGGCACUAAGGGCACUGCACCAUUACAGCAGGAUAGAGGGACCAUACCAGGAGAUGGCUGCUGAUCUCUAUCAAGAGCUCAGGACUAAUGUCAUCAAUAACAUUUACAAACAGUACCAGGAAACUGGAUAUAUCUGGGAACAGUACAAAGACAGCACAGGUCGGGGACAGGGUAGUCACCCUUUCACAGGCUGGUCAGCUCUGAUUGUUCUCAUCAUGGCUGAAGAGUACUGACCCCACUGCAGGUUCUGUACUAUUAAUAUCAAAAGGUGCUUGUAUUUAUCUAACUUGCUUAUUAGAAAAAAUGAGUGUUUAUGUUGGAGACCACUAUCUAUGUUUAAAUAAUUCAUAUGGGAUUAUGUUUUACAGUAAUAAGUAGAAGUCUUUUAUAAAUCAUACUUGAAAAAUGAAAAGUAUUUUCUUUUAUAAACUAGUUUCAAUUGAUCAUUCUAUUCUCCAGUGUGAAUUGCAAUGGGAUGUAAGAGAGGGUAAGAGAAUGUAAUGUGAUCAGACCACAUGGAUUUUAUUCUGAAAUUCUAGUGGGUUCAAAAUAAUAAACCAAUACCAACCUGCAAUUUUCUUUAUUUUCUUU
Messenger RNA from Hemibagrus wyckioides, 3190 nucleotides. Its product is annotated as mannosyl-oligosaccharide glucosidase-like. Gene Ontology annotation, biological process: protein N-linked glycosylation; oligosaccharide metabolic process. Gene Ontology annotation, cellular component: endoplasmic reticulum membrane. Gene Ontology annotation, molecular function: Glc3Man9GlcNAc2 oligosaccharide glucosidase activity. The record is from RefSeq and is a predicted model, not a curated record. Lineage: Eukaryota; Metazoa; Chordata; Actinopteri; Siluriformes; Bagridae. The transcript has 5 exons. Bases 289 to 2832 code for a protein of 847 amino acids.